AACCAUAAAAGUAUCAAGGAGUCACUUUCAAGAGAAAGCAUUUUGGAGGAUCUUUCCUUAUUCUUAGAAAAACAUUGUACUAAUAAAUUUUGAGUCGAGUUGAGUUACGAUGAGUUCUUGUUCACUGAUCCUUGUUCAAGGGUUCUUUUAGGACAGAGAAGUGUUAAGGCAAUUCUCUUUUCUCUACUGAGAUCAAGAAAACGGAAGUUUUGCAGGAAAUUUUGGGUGCUUGUAACUGGAAUGAUUGUCAGUUCUUUGCAGUACUUAGUAUAGAUUACUGUUAGAUUAAUCUAGUAUGAAAAGCUGUGUAAAGUGAGAAGAAUAAAUAUGGGUUAGGCUAAAUUUUUGCAUUGAUAAAAUUUGUAAGAUAAUGGUAGCAACUUUUGGCAUUCAGAUUUGUCAGUUGCAGUCUUGCGGAAAUAGCACAGCAAAAGAUUACCGUAAAUAAAAAGCUGGAACAGCAGGGAAAAAAGCACAAGAACAAGGUUCUGAGUCUGGAUCAUCCUCCUCAUCUUUAUAAUCAGAACCAGACCGAAACCCAAACCCAAAACAAGGUCCAAGGAGUUGAAGAAGAGUCCCAAAAGACGCAACUGGCGGCAUCCCAUGAAUACCAUCAACAUUUAUAUCAAUCCCAAGAACUUUUCCAACAGCAUCAGCGAAUCUACAGUGGAAGAUUAGACACUCAGUUGCAGCAGCCGCCGCUCAAGAAACGAUUGUCAAGUGUGGAACAUGCAAGAUUGCGAGAGAAAAUGGGAGAGAGUACUCAUCGUCAUCAAGCACCGUCGAGAUUAAGCCUGAGGAACAGGGGGGGCGAGAUACUGGAAGUCGAAGGAGGUCACGUCAUGAGGUCCAUUGGUCGAAAAGACAGGCACAGCAAAGUCUGCACCUCCAAAGGCCCAAGGGACCGCCGUGUUCGCCUAGCUGCACCCACUGCAAUUCAGUUCUAUGACGUCCUGGACCGCCUUGGCUAUGAUCGUCCGAGCAAGGCGGUGGAUUGGCUCAUCAAAAAAGCCAAGGCAUCCAUCGAUGAGCUCGCACACCUGCCUGCCUGGAAUCCCACCACUGAUUCUGCUGCAAAUGUAAAUUUUGAGCAAGAAGAAGCCCAAAAACAACUGGAGGAAAAUCAGCGGCUGCGUGCUAAUUUUUUGCCUCCAUCAGUGGACUUCGAUGAUAUUGCUGACACUGUCAUGUCGUUUUUUCCAAUGAGUGGUUCAGUUGAGGCAAGCUCCUCAGCUAUGCAUUUUCAGAGCAUCCCAACUUCGGAUUUGAUAUCAAGAACCAGUAGUCACAGCCAAGAUCUGAGGCUCCCUUUACAGUCUUUUCAAGAUCCAAUUCUGCUCCACCACCACCACAACGAACAACCUCACCAGUAUCAAAUCCCCAGCCACCACACCGAACAAACCCAUGUUCAAGCACAAGCACAAGCACCAGUCCGAUUCACCGAAACCACUCCACUUCCACUAGGGUUUGAUGACAACAUAGGCAGGUCUGAACACUAUCAGCAGCCUAGUUGGAAUAACAGUGGAAAUGCCUCAAGCGGGAGCGGUGGAGAAGCUGGAUUCUUGUUCGAUUUUCCGCCAGCUGCCCAGUUAUUAGGCCAAAACCAGUUCUUUUCUCAGAGGGGACCCCUUCAGUCCAGUAAUACACCUUCUUUUCGUACUUGGAUGUAUUCGCCUGCAAUAACCAUCGCCACCAGUGAUCAUAGUCAGCAGUACCAUCCAGAGAUUGUGCCAAUUUAUCGAACAUCAAUAUCUGGGGUUGGAUUUACUUCAGGAAUAGGCACGUUCUCUGGAUUUCACUUUCCUGCACGAAUUCAAGGUGAUGAAGAGGAGCAUGAUCGUUAUCCUGAAAAACCAUCCUUUGCUUCUUCUGACUCUCGCCAUUGAUUUUAGCUCACAAAACUGGAAACUCUCUCUGCUUCAUUACCAGGGCUUUAUCCAUUUCUCAGUACCAUGGAGAGAAAUUCAGUGAUUUAGUUUCAGGUUUUUCGAUCCCAGGUUUGUUAAUCUGUGUAUGUUGUUAAUGUUUUCAUGUUUGAAUGAGCUAUUAGCGUUGUUUCAA
Olea europaea var. sylvestris is the source of this 2061-nucleotide messenger RNA. RefSeq names its product transcription factor TCP4-like. Lineage: Eukaryota; Viridiplantae; Streptophyta; Magnoliopsida; Lamiales; Oleaceae. The transcript has 2 exons. The record is from RefSeq and is a predicted model, not a curated record. Gene Ontology annotation, cellular component: nucleus. Gene Ontology annotation, molecular function: sequence-specific DNA binding; DNA-binding transcription factor activity. Bases 750 to 1886 code for a protein of 378 amino acids. Gene Ontology annotation, biological process: regulation of secondary shoot formation.